AUGGCUAUGGGAGGUCAGGGUCCUUGGGCCGUUGCAGUCAUGUGGGUUGUCACGGUCGUGGCCUUCGUCUUCGUUAUCCUCCGCGCCUACACACGGAUCAAAGUGGUGCAGAGUUACGGCGUCGACGACCACGUUUACAACUUUGCAUUCCUCCUCCUUGUGUGCUACACCGCGGCAACUACGGUCUCGGCUCACUAUGGGUUCGGGCAAAGGGUCGCCGACAUAGGGGACCUGGACGACCUUGCCAAUACCAUUCUUUUUGAGGCUAUCGGGCAAACAUUUGCCGUUGUCGGCAUGGCCGUGGCAAAGUGGUCGCUGGGUCUUUUCUUGUUGCGGUGGUUUCUGCCAUAUCAACACGACCCCUGUCUCGUUUACUUUGUGCAUCCUCUGCGUUAUAGCCGAUUUCUUUUUCGCAUUAUUCCCCUGGCUGUUUCUCUGGCAGCUGCAGAUGAACCAACGCGAAAAGAUGGUCAUCGCAAUAAGUCUGAGCUUGGUGAUACCUGUAGCGCCGGGGCAUGCGGCAUCAAGCGCACCGUCGAAGUCCCCAGUCUCUCCAGCGCCGACUAUCCCUGUAAGCACCCACUACCUCCCUCCUGCCGUUGCAGGCUCAACGAUCCUCUUCUAACGCUAGGCCACAAAACAGACGAUACAGUCGGCCUCAUCGUCUGGUCGGCCGCCGAGAUCGCCGUCACCAUGAUCUGCAUCGGAAUCCCCAUCUGCCGGCCGCUCUACAAGCAGUGGCUCGACCGCGUCCUCAGCUACGGAUCAGGCAUCGGGUCGGGCGGGUACCAGAAACAAAAGGGACAGGGUCAAAGCGGUGAGAUCAAUUCCCAUCGCGGGUUCGGCCUUCGCACUUUUGGCGGCAGCACCAUGCCGGGGAGGGCGCACCGCAGCGCCGAGCCGAACGCGGCCCCCGACAGCUCGAGCGAUAUUGCAUCGGACACGGAUAGCAAAGACGGUGCGGGCGGGGCGGGGGCCGUUGGCUCGUCGGGUCAGACACACAAGAGGGGCCCGCCGGGAGACAACCUGGGCGCGGGAGCUCCGUUCCAUGAGGCUACGGUUGUCGGCGGGCUGGAGUGGAACGGGAGCGAGGAGGAGAUUCUGGGGGCGGAUUCGAGGGGGGGGGGGCGGCAUGAGCGAUGUCGAGUCAGGGAAGGGGCAUAG
Molecule: messenger RNA, 1164 nt
Organism: Chaetomium globosum CBS 148.51
Lineage: Eukaryota; Fungi; Ascomycota; Sordariomycetes; Sordariales; Chaetomiaceae
Exons: 5
Coding region: 1-1164 (387 amino acids)
Source: RefSeq, a predicted model, not a curated record